UUACACUUAACGUAAUUUUCCAAAUAUUAUAACAUAAUUGAUUUUUUAAAAUAGCUAACAGUUUAGAACUUAGCCAACAUUUUCUCUCGAAUAGUCAGACAUUUUCUUGCUAAGCUGUCAGUUGACGUUGUAUCGAUCAAUCACGUCAAUCACGCCUCUCAUCAUUCUAUUCUCGAAGAACGUCCCUCGUCCAUUUUGGAGCUAGCAGCGAUUCUUGGCUUGACAGGAUAUAAAUGACAAAUGAAAUGGAUAAAUUUUGAUUUAACGUCACAUUUAUCUUUAUUGAAGACGUUUGUUGGCAAAGACAACGAUGAGCGGUGAAGGAGCAGAGGAAGAGAGUCACAAACAUCUUCUGUCUUCUUUCUUGAAUUCCAUUGAGGUUCUCUCCUCACGUGUCAAAGGGCGGCCUCUGGCACCUUUCAUUGGCCCCACUGUGGGUUAUUUUGCAGCCCGGCUCCAUGAUUCCAUGAAAACAAUACAGAAACCUUUGGUGUGACUGUUAGUUAGCAAAGAACUCCACCGUUCAUCAUCGCCGCCAGAAAGCGAAUUAUACGGCCGUAUGUGAAGAUUUGAGCAGAAAGAUAAAGACGCUCAUGUAGCAGGCUGCACUUUUUCUCUUUGCAGCGUUUGAUGCCUUUGAUAAAAAAGAAAGAUGGGGCUGCCAUUAGUAUUCAGGUCUGCACCUCAGCCAUCUGUAUCGCUCUCAUGGACAGUGAGUGGGAAACAGGAGGCGCACUGAGGGGGAAGGAAGCACGGCGACAAGACAAUAGACACCAGGAAGAAGCCCCCUCACCUCCCGGUAGCCCCCAGAGGCUUCAUGUACCGAGAAAGGACAAGUCACACGCUUGAAGGAAGAUCCUAAAGACAACCGGCCGUCCUCGGCGGCGGAGACGGGAUAAUCAAGCGGUCAAGCACAAAAGAAAAGAAAGCGCAGGAACACGUGCCUGGCGUUACCUCUCCAUGGAAUACUGCUGUGUUGUGUUGGCUUCUCUAAUCAGGAAGUAUAAAAGGAGCCACCAUCGUGGACGCUCUGGACACGCUCUACAUCAUGGAAAUGUUUGAGGAAUUCGAUGCUGCCACCGACUGGGUAGAGAAGAACCUGGACUUCAACGUGAACGCCGAAGUGUCCGUCUUCGAGGUGAACAUCCGCUUCGUCGGAGGCCUGCUGUCGGCGUACUACCUGUCCGGGAAAGAGGUGUUCCGUAGGAAGGCGGUGGAGUUGGGUGAAAAACUGCUUCCAGCCUUCAAAACACCCACCGGUGUCCCGUGGGCGCUGCUCAACCUCAAAAGUGGAAUCGGGCGAAACUGGCCGUGGGCGUCGGGUGGCAGCAGCAUCCUGGCCGAGUACGGAACGCUGCAUCUGGAGUUCAUACACCUCAGCAAACUGUCGCAAAAGCCCGAGUUUGCUCAGAAGGUCAUGAACAUCCGCAAGGUCCUCAAUCGCCUGGACAAACCGCAGGGGCUCUACCCCAACUACCUGAACCCCAACAGUGGCCAGUGGGGGCAGCAUCACGUGUCUGUGGGCGGCCUGGGUGACAGCUUUUAUGAGUACCUUCUCAAAGCCUGGCUCAUGUCUGACAAGACGGAUGAGGAAGCCAAGAAGAUGUACUAUGAUGCCCUGCAGGCCAUCGAGACCAACCUGAUGAGGAAGUCAAGCGGCGGGCUGACGUACAUCGCCGAAUGGAAGGGGGGCCUUCUGGAGCACAAGAUGGGUCACCUGACCUGCUUUGCGGGCGGCAUGAUGGCGCUCGGUGCCGACGGGGCCCCCGGUGACAAGACGGGCCACCAGAUGGAGCAAGCCGCCGAGAUCGCACGGACCUGUCACGAGUCUUACUCCAGAACCGCUUUAAAGUUGGGCCCGGAGGCGUUCCGCUUCGACGGCGGAGUGGAGGCCAUCGCCACCCGGCAGAACGAGAAAUACUUCAUCCUGCGCCCCGAGGUCAUCGAGACCUACAUGUACAUGUGGAGGUUCACCCACGACCCCAAGUACCGGGACUGGGGCUGGGAGGCGGUCCAGGCCUUGGAGCAGCACUGUAAGAUGGAGGGGGGCUACAGCGGCAUCAGGGACGUCUACGUGGCCAAGCCCGCCCACGACGACGUGCAGCAGAGCUUCUUCUUGGCCGAGACGCUCAAGUAUCUCUACCUGCUCUUCUCCGAGGAUGACCACAUUCCCUUCGACCACUGGGUCUUCAACACGGAGGCCCACCCUCUGCCCGUCAUCAGGAGCGAGCGGACGGAGCAAAACAACGAGGUGGAGUAGCUGACCGUUCGCACCGAGAACCUCGGACCUCGUAGACCCGAGCCGGACGCCUUGGAUUUCUCCCGACUGGAAGUUUGUUUGUUUCGGAAUUCAUGGGAUCCAAGCGGACUUUGACUUUCCGCUUGUCUUCUGUGGGAUGUUUUACUGCUCAGAGGUGGUCUGAUGUUCUCUUCAGAACCGGCGCCAGACGUGCUAACCGCUAAUGCUAACCGCUGGCACGGUGGAGGACGAUCCCGGAGGCCAUCUUUGUUUACAUGCGUCUUCUCCUCCCGCCGCUCUGUCGCCUCGGCAACCACAGGAAACCACCUUUGCUCCUUCGGGGUGGAUGCAGGAUGAAUUCCCAAAAAGGACAUAUCCUGGGGGGUGUGGCUUGGGAACUGUAGCCACGCCCUCUCGUGACCUCUGAUCGUGUUUACAAGAAAACCUGGCCGAAGUCUAUCCCUUGUUAAAUCCUCGCCAUGCCACGCCCACACUGCUUCCUGUCAGAGCCGCGUGCAGGAGACGUCAAUCAUGCAGGAACCACUUUUAUACUCUUCACCUCUUUUUUUUACUCAGACGAUCAAAACGUGACGAGAAAUACCACAUUUUUAUUGCUGACGAAGCAAAUAUUCUUUUCUUUUAGUGAGAUGUUUUUUUUAAGCUUUCACAUUCCCAGAUUUUUGUUUUUUGCAGGCUUUUUUUAUGUAAUUAGAGAAGAAGAAGCAGGACGAUUAGAAAACAAAACAUGAGCCGCAUGCAGCACAUCUUUCAUGCUUUGGUGCCCCUCCCUACAUUGGACAGUAAUUGCAGUACCAACUCCUACCACUAUGCGGUGCAGCUGCUCUGUGGUUGGCUCUCGCCACCGGAAUGUGUCCACAAAUGGGAACAGAGAGCAAAGGGACAAGUUGUUGCAUCUGCGGACCGAUGGGGGAAGAGUUUGGACCCCCCCCCUCCCCAAACGAGACGUCAUGGCACUCAUGAGUGUUCCUAAUGUUUUGACCACUAAGCAUUUGUUGCUGAGAUCCUUUUACUUGUUUUUAUUGGGUGGGGAGGCUAAGCUUCAUUUUUUAGUUACUUUUUUUCCAAUUUUUCUUUAGGAUGAUGAUCUUCUUGGGUGGUCAGAUGCCCCCCCUCCUCUAUGAGGACACACACAGGAAGCCAUAGCCGUCCGUGUCUGGUCCUUGUAGUCCUCUUCUCAUCAACGCAUCAUUAGCCAGAUGUUUUUAAUGGGCGUGUCCAAGGCAACGCCUCAGAAGCUAGUUUGAAUUUGUGCCUUAGCUUCUGACGUUGCUCGCACAAACAAUAGCUUGGUGGUCAUUGGCGGUAGAUGUUUAGCACUGUAGCUUUAAGAGAGCGAGCGAGCCACAUGAGGAUGCUACCAAAACGACAACAAAUCAUCUCCGGGAGGAUGGUUGGUGCAGUAGUGCCCCCUCGUGGCGCACAUGAAACGUGCAGCUGCUUGGUGGGCCCGGUGGAUGGUAAACGGGGUGCCACACUGACACCCAGUGGUGGGAGACCAGCAUUACAGCGAUGCCUAACCUAGGUUUAGAUCACGUGAUCAUUCCGCAACAUUUCAUCCCUUUAACGUCAUUCACUCGGUGGACAUUUUAUUUGAGUUUUUUUGCUUACUUGUGAUUAUGUUUUCAGUACAAUAUUAGCAACACCACACACGCGCACACGCUCGCACGUUUAUGAUACAUCCACUAGAAAGAUGAGGUGUACCUAAUCAAGGGGAUCAUUUCCCUCGUGUACGUCAAAAAUGGGAUGGACAUGUUGUCCCAUCAGAUUGUAAUCAUCAAUUAAUUAGUUUGUUAAUUUGUGUUGACUUUGCAUUUGCAUCCAUGCACUUAUGGAUUUGAAUGUUUUUAAUUGUGUUAACUUAUUCGGGAUGUGCCGGUGCUGUUGUAGUGUUGCAAGCCGACCACCGGAGGGUGCUGUUGCUCCAGUCUAAAUAAUCAUUGACGUGAGCAGAGCUGCCCGUAGGUUUAACAUGUCGGCGAACGGCAGGAAGUAGACGUCAAGUUUGGGAGAGAGGUUGUGAAUGUACCGUCUAAAUGUGAAGAAAUUGUUUUGUUUUCAUCUCGGAACACAAAUGAGACGACUUCUUUGUCUUCCUCUUUUUCUCUGUUUAUUCCGUCUUAUUUUCCCUCUUGUCUUCCUCAGACAGCGCCGCCUUCUGGUCACACAGGAAAUAGUUCGUUGGCAUUUUGUCUGACUUUAUUUUCCCAGUUGUGACGUUUUAAUUUGGAAAUCCGUGGGAAAUGAAAUAUUUAUUAUUUUUGGGUACGUGGGUUGUUCAGCGGUCCAACAAGGCGAGGACAAGUUUGCUUUAUUUCAUCCUGCCUUGCUCAACAUGUUGGGCACUUGCAGAGUUCCUUAGUAAUACUUUAGUGGAAACUUAUUGAAGUUAUUUUUAGGUUGGAAGCUUCAUGAUUAUAUGACAUUACUUUAUGAAUGGGGUUUUUAAAAGGGUAUAAAAGAGAAAUCUGCGUCUGACAUUCAUUUUUGUAGCACCUAACUACUUUUGUGUUUUAGCUAAUGAUACAUAAGCAGUAACGUAGCUCUUGUUUUAAUCAUCAUUUUCUUUAACUUAAUUUUAAAUCAAGAUUUAUGUGACCACAAUCAUUCCAUUGCACAUAGAUUACUUUUUUGUCUUCAUAUAAAAUGUUGUUAAUUUGUGGGAAAUGUGUUUUUGUGUUCAUAAAAUUCUAAAUAUUAUGGAGAAUGAUUGCAAAUAUUCCAUAGUGGCAGGAGACCACUGGAUGUUUCUAUAAAGAUCUUCUGCGCUUUGUGGAUUCACACGAGAUGAAUGAGCUGCAGACUUUUUAAUAAACUAUAUUUGGUACACUUCUAUUGUGAAUAAAAAGAUCUUUUAUUACGUG
This is a messenger RNA of Doryrhamphus excisus (bluestripe pipefish), 5121 nucleotides long. The record is from RefSeq and is a predicted model, not a curated record. NCBI's taxonomy places the organism in Eukaryota, Metazoa, Chordata, Actinopteri, Syngnathiformes, Syngnathidae.